AUGGAGUUGACCACGCUAGUUCCCCUAUCUCAAAUCUGGGAUACGAUGAAGCUAACCCAAAAGUUUCAAGUGCUUCUUGCCAUGACACGUCUCCAAAAGCAAUGGCUAAACGUGUCAUUUUCUCAUUAUGGCAGCUUAUACUACGCAGGAGAUGUACAGUCACCAACAGGAACUCACUACGUCAGGGAUGGCAGGGCUGUCAAAGAUUUUGGCAUCGCUAUUGGCCCGACUACAGGCAGGGAUUGGGUGGAUGGGGGUAUAUCGGUUUUAGACAUCGAGAGAGGGCCUUGGCCGUCUGUGACGGAGUAUCUACAAGCAGUCGGGUCGCGAGAGGCGAAGGCAAUGAAACACUUGAUACCCCCUAAACAGAUUGCCUUAUUCUGCGGCCCAAGGCUCUACCAACCGGAUAUCGGAAAAAAGCGGACUGCUCUAGCAAGGUAUCAACAAAUCGUUGAUGACCUUAUCCCCAAGGACACUAGGAUAACCAAUCCGUACCUCUGGCAUCAUGAUUUGCAUAGUGACAACAUUUAUGUGGACCCAGAUAACCCCGAAAAUAUCACAGGUUUCAUUGACUGGCAGUCAUGCCACAUUUCGCCUCUCUUUAACCACAAUCCCGACCCGGCCUUCCUUGAAGGGGAUGGUUUUGAACCCGAGACUCUCGACCUGAUCCCAAGACCAAAUCUCUCUGGACUUUCCCCAGAACAACGAUCCGCGGCAGUGCGCGAGUAUAGCUUCCUUAAUACCUUUCUUGGAUGGCGAAAACUCAUGCAUGCCAAAAACCCAGACAUGUAUCAAGCGAUUUAA
Molecule: messenger RNA, 804 nt
Organism: Ophidiomyces ophidiicola
Lineage: Eukaryota; Fungi; Ascomycota; Eurotiomycetes; Onygenales; Onygenaceae
Exons: 2
Coding region: 1-804 (267 amino acids)
Cellular component (GO): mitochondrion
Source: RefSeq, a predicted model, not a curated record